AUGUCUAUAGGAGUAUUGGCUAGGAUUUUGGCUUAAAAGGAAAUUGUAGAAGAUGUAUGUAGUAUUAUUUUAAAGGGGUAUUAUAAAAAAUCUGCUCUUUAACUAUGCGAGAAGAGAAUUUAAGAGGAGAAGGUCGCUUUUGAUAAAAAGCAG
This is a messenger RNA of Ichthyophthirius multifiliis, 153 nucleotides long. RefSeq lists its product as hypothetical. The record is from RefSeq and is a predicted model, not a curated record. Lineage: Eukaryota; Ciliophora; Oligohymenophorea; Hymenostomatida. The transcript has a single exon. The annotation marks the transcript as partial.